This is a messenger RNA of Musa acuminata subsp. malaccensis (wild Malaysian banana), 1422 nucleotides long. Its product is annotated as ethylene-responsive transcription factor 3. The record is from RefSeq and is a predicted model, not a curated record. NCBI's taxonomy places the organism in Eukaryota, Viridiplantae, Streptophyta, Magnoliopsida, Zingiberales, Musaceae. Gene Ontology annotation, molecular function: DNA binding; DNA-binding transcription factor activity. Gene Ontology annotation, biological process: regulation of DNA-templated transcription.
GGUGGAAGAAGGGGAGGGCGAGCCGGGGAGCGGAGAGGAGCGGAUGGUAGAACGAGACCGCCGACCAAGAACAAGAGGAGAAAGCUAAGUUAUUAGGUCGAUCGUGUCGAUACGAUCGUGGGCGAUCGACGGCCAACAAGGGAGAAAUUUACGAAGGAUGGUGAUUUCGUCAAGACUCCUCUUUUAGGCUUCCUCCGCUUCUAUUCCUCUUCUCCUGCUUUCCCCGAUCCAAUCCUUGAUUGGUGAGUAGAAACCCUAUUUUUUGGGGCAUCCCCUUGCCGUCGACGAUACCGUCGUGGGUGAUGAGGAAGGGCAGCGCACAAGCUGUGGACCCGCUGGCGGCGGCUCAGAUCGGUGGUGCGAUCGCAGUGGAGAAGCGGUUCCGUGGCGUGCGGAAGCGGCCAUGGGGCCGCUUCGCCGCCGAGAUCCGGGACCCUUGGAAGAAGACCCGAGUGUGGCUUGGCACGUUUGACUCCGCCGAGGACGCCGCCCGCGCCUACGACGCCGCUGCUAUCGCCCUCCGAGGUCCCAAGGCCAAGACCAACUUCCCUUCGCCCCCGUCCCCGUUCCCCCCAGCGGCUCUUCCCGCCGCCGCCGCCCACUUCUCUUUCCAUCAUCGUCAGCAGCACUACCCGCAGCCGCCGCCGCCCCCUCAGCGGCCAACGUCCAGCAGCCACAGCAGCACCGUGGAGUCAUUCAGCGGGCCGCGGCUCCCGUCUGCGGCGGCGCCUAUCCGCCUCCGGCCACCUAUCCUCAAGAGGCAGGCCAACCCACCGCCUCCCCCGCGCGUGCUCAACGGCGACGACGACUGCCACAGCGACUGCGGCUCCUCCUCCUCCGUCAUCGAUGAUGAUGGCGAUGUCGUGUUGAUGUGCCGGCCGCCGCUGCCUUUCGAUCUCAACCUCCUCCCGCUCCCUGACGAUGAUCUCCACGAUACUGUUCUCCGCCUUUGAUGCUCAAUCCCACGGUUGAGAAGAGUGAAAUAUAGGAAAAAAAUGGGUUUUUUUGCUUCUCUUCUUACCAUUACGCCUAUCGACUCUCAUAAACACUUUCGAUCUUAUGAUUUCUAUACUUGAUCUUUUUGUAUGGGGCUGGAUUUGAGGACUGAAAGCUAUUAUGAGGGGUGAGGAUAUAGGGAUCGGGUGGUAUCAGAUCAGAUCUGAGAUAUCUCUUAGAUCUGUUGCUGUUUCUUUUUUCUUUUUUUUCCUUGUACAAACAAAUAUCUAUCUAAUUCGAUCAAAUGACAAAAAAGACCAAAAGAAGUGCCGAAGAUUAUCUUUUCCCCCAUCAAAUUUCUAACCUCUCAUAUGUUUCAUGUUCGAUCCUGUUCAUUGUAGGAUAACAAGGGGAGAUUUUUUUGGCAUGGCAGUAUUGAUAUGUAGAUCUAUCUUCUGGAAAUGGAUAAAGGGAUGUAUGCAUUUA